Mus musculus (house mouse) is the source of this 10030-nucleotide messenger RNA. It is a transcript of the gene Agk, whose product is annotated as acylglycerol kinase. The record is from RefSeq and is a predicted model, not a curated record. Gene Ontology annotation, molecular function: ATP-dependent diacylglycerol kinase activity; kinase activity; ceramide kinase activity. NCBI's taxonomy places the organism in Eukaryota, Metazoa, Chordata, Mammalia, Rodentia, Muridae. Bases 3114 to 4103 code for a protein of 329 amino acids. The transcript is spliced from 17 exons. Gene Ontology annotation, cellular component: mitochondrion; TIM22 mitochondrial import inner membrane insertion complex; mitochondrial membrane. Gene Ontology annotation, biological process: protein insertion into mitochondrial inner membrane; glycerolipid metabolic process.
UCCUCAUCUCCCGCCCUGUCGCUGGGUUUUGUUUUAUUUUGUUUCAUUUACCACUAUGCCUUAGCCAUUUAAUUACUUUCUGAUUUAGUUCCAAAUCGUAAAACUGUUCUUAUUAUGUAUUGUGAACUUUCCAGAAACGACUGGCUGGCGACAGAUGGAUAGAUGAAAGAUUGAAUGAACAAGUAAUGUGAGAGAAAGGGAAGGGAGGGCGGUGGCUGCUGCGAGCCCAUCCCUAGGUCACGGGAGGGCUCGCCCCCGCCUGGCUCGCGCUGCUCCGCGUCGGAACCCGAGAGCAGAGGGAGCGGUUUCCCUGAAAAGAGAGGGAGAGUUUUGUGAGAGCACACAGGAAAGGCCGGGCGCUGAGCGGCGGGCAGCGGAGAAGAUGACUGCAUUCUUUAAAACGCUUCGAAAUCAUUGGAAGAAAACUACAGCUGGGCUCUGUUUGCUGACAUGGGGAGGUCACUGGCUCUACGGGAAGCACUGUGAUAACCUGCUAAGAAGAGCAGCCUGUCAAGAAGCUCAGGUGUUUGGCAACCAGCUCAUUCCUCCCAAUGCACAAGUGAAGAAAGCCACCGUCUUUCUCAAUCCCGCAGCUUGCAAAGGGUAUUUCAGUUUGUGACUUACUGUAUUUAGUUUUUCUAAAGGCAAAGGACAAAAUCUCCACAAAGGCAGGUGGUGGACUGUGUGCUACAGUGACUGGGACUGGUUACUGUGCAGCCACAGCGUUAGUCUCCGAGUGGAAGUCACCGUGCCGCAAAUUGAUGUUCAUCAAACACCAAGGAUUUAUAUCAGCUUGAGAGCAGUCCUACUGGGAAUGAUUGCUCUCCUGCUUUGCAUAACCGUGUUAGGCUGCCAUCACAAAGGAGUUUGAGAGAUCAAGAGCACAGUGGGCUCAGGAGGACAGUGUAGUCUUUACAAAGGAGGGAACCUUCUACUGGCCUUAGAGAAAGUUCACUCUCCCCAAACAAGGCUGUGGCCUGGUAGGGCAGUCACCUAAGGACGGGGAAGAUUGUUCCUCAGUAAGUGCUGCGCGGGGCUUUUGCUAGAAGUGGCAUAUUUGUUGCUUAGUUGAUGGUACCCGUUGUAUCACCCUGAAAUGCAGGGUACUGUGAAGACAAGGAAAGGUUGUGGAGGAACUCAGAAUUGCCCUGUCUGGGGGAAAAAGCCACAAGCAGGAAAAAAAAAAAAGUUUACAGUGUUAGUUAGGUUGUGGAGAAUAUAAAUGCAAAGGCAUCAUCGACCACUUUAAAGAAACAGUUUAAAAAUUACCUUUAAAAAAUAGAAUGAAAAAGUUGAAGAGGGAAAAAAUACUUAUUGUUUUCAGUGUCCCGAUCAAUUGUGCUUUGAGUAAUUUGUGAAUAUAUAUACCAGGCUGGACACUAUAAGACUGAAGUCGCACACAUCGAUAAUGAGUACUUGAGGCUGGAUUUUAAGUGUUCAGGCACUGUUGUCUGAAGCAAAACGAAGCAGAAGCUCCCAAAGUCAGUUCUGGAGGAUCUUUUGGGGAAAUUUGAGCAUGACUUUGUGUAUUGGCCUCCUCUGUAAGUCGUACCUAUAGAUUAUGCAGAGUAAACUUGCUUAAUAGAAUAUUGCCAGACUUGGCUAAGGCCACUUCCCUCCUCCGUAAACACACCAAUUUUUAUCUCAGUAAUAAAUGAUACAAGUUCUUAAAUAGCGCAACCUGAACACCCAGUACACCAGUACAUCAGUCACUAUGACCUGGUGAGGGCAGUAGAGAGCUCUGUGUCUGUGUGUGUGUGUGUGUGUGUGUGUGUGUGUGUGUGUGUGUACGUGCCUGUGUGCGUGCUCGCACACACAUUUGCUUCUGCUUCUAGAAUAUUCUGAGUUACUUAGCCUCCUAAGUCUUCAGUUUACUCAGCUAGAAAACUAAACAACAUAAUAGACACAAAGCCAGAACACAUACGUUAAGCACCACGUGAUGUGUUUGUGUUAAAUGCCGCAGUACUUAUGAGUGUUAAUUGUUUAUUAAGGCCUGCUGCUGCUGAUGUGAUGAUGAUAAUGAUGUUUGUAUCUAGCUGGGUUCAUAAUAUUCUUCACUUUGUACUCUUAUUUUUCCUAAGAAUUUUUAUAAGCCCCCUUUCACCCUUCUUUAAAGAUAGCUGUUUGAUGUGCCGUGCCUGCCCUUUAGAAAUCUUUAAUUUCUGGUGAAAAUGUUUGGGCAGUUUCCUUAAGAUACAGUCAACUAUUAUAAGUUCUGGCUUCCAAUAAGUACUUGGUUGUUGUUUGGUUUUGGCUGAUGUUUUUGCUUUUUUCCCUAGCCCAUAUUGUUUUAAUAUUCACAAUUUAAUUUUUUAAAGAUUUAGGUCCUUACAUUUUAUACAAACUGCAUGUCCUGGAAGAAUUAGUUUUCCCUUUUUCUACCAGUGUGUGUAUGGGAGGUGUGUGUGCUUGUGCACAUAGAGGCUGAGGUUGGUCUUGGUCUUCAGUUGCUCUUCCACUUUACUCUUUGAAGUAAAGUCUCACAGUACCGCUCAGACCUUGCCAUAUCAUGGCUGCUGUCCCGGACCAGCUUGCUUUGGAGAUCCUUGUCCCUGUCUUCAGAGGCCGAGCUGGCCAUCACCGCCACUGGGUGCUUAUGUGGGUUUUGGGGAUCUGAACUCCAGGUCUUCACACCUGAGCUUGUUCAGCCAGCCUUAGCCAUCACUGAGACAUCACUCCAGCCCCUGCUUACAUUUUUAAAACUAAAGCGGGCUCUUGUUUGUAAGUCCAAUACUUUAUCUAAAGGUAGGCAAAGGUGUAGCCACAGAUGGCCUCCUAUAGCAAGGUGGAUCCCUGCAUGCACCUGGGACACAGAGCUCUAAAACUCCCUAGCACUUUUGUUUUAAAGCUUUCACUAUUUAAUGGCCCCAUUUUUGUCACUGUGGCUAUUAUGCACUAACACAUAUGUAUAAUUUAUUGUACAGCUAUCUCAUUAUGUAGGACUGGUUUAAAACUUCAGGAGAACUUUAAGAAACAAGAGGUUUCCUGAACUAGUGGCAUCAUACAAAGAUGCGAAAGAACAGCUCGUGCUCAGAUUGCUUUCCUUAAGCUCACAGAGCAAAGCCAGAACUCUAUUUGAAAAAAAUGCUGCUCCAAUUUUACACCUGUCUGGCAUGGAUGUGACUGUUGUCAAGACGGAUUAUGAGGGACAAGCCAAGAAGCUCUUGGAGUUGAUGGAAAGCACUGAUGUGAUCAUUGUUGCUGGAGGAGACGGCACACUGCAGGAGGUUGUUACUGGAGUACUGAGAAGAACAGAUGAGGCUACCUUCAGUAAGAUUCCCAUUGGAUUUAUCCCGCUGGGACAGACCAGUAGUUUGAGUCACACUCUCUUUGCUGAAAGUGGAAACAAAGUCCAACAUAUUACAGACGCCACACUUGCCAUUGUGAAAGGAGAGACUGUUCCACUUGAUGUCUUGCAGAUCAAGGGUGAAAAAGAACAACCUGUGUAUGCAAUGACUGGCCUCCGGUGGGGAUCUUUCAGAGAUGCUGGCGUCAAAGUUAGCAAGUACUGGUAUCUUGGUCCACUAAAAACCAAAGCAGCCCACUUUUUCAGCACUCUUCAGGAAUGGCCUCAGACUCAUCAAGCCUCCAUCUCUUACACGGGACCUAGAGAGAGACCUCCCAUUGAGCCUGAAGAGACUCCUCCCAGGCCGUCUCUGUAUAGGAGAAUAUUACGCAGGCUUGCCUCAUUCUGGGCACAGCCACAGGAUGCCUCCUCCCGAGAGGUAAGCCCUGAGGUCUGGAAAGAUGUACAACUGUCCACCAUUGAACUGUCCAUCACAACCCGAAACACCCAACUUGACCUGAUGAGCAAAGAGGAUUUUAUGAACAUUUGCAUUGAACCUGACACUGUCAGCAAAGGAGAUUUCAUAAUCAUAGGAAGUAAGAAGGUGAGAGACCCUGGCCUGCGUGCAGCUGGCACCGAGUGCCUCCAAGCCAGCCACUGUACUCUGGUUCUUCCUGAGGGAACUGAGGGCUCCUUCAGCAUUGACAGCGAGGAGUACGAAGCCAUGCCGGUGGAGGUCAAACUACUGCCCAGAAAGCUGCGGUUCUUCUGUGAUCCGAGGAAGAGAGAGCAAAUGCUGCCGAGCACAUCCCAGUGAGCGACAGCGUGGCGGGCACUCCCAGGCUGCACUGCAAGCCACCAGUGGGACCACAUGGGGGAUGUGUGUGCUUCUGUCCCCAGAGGGUCACAGGAUCCCAAGGGAAUUUUCAUGGCAAGUACCCCCAGCCCUCCUGUUUGCUUCCUAGAGCACAUACCAUGUCAUGCACUUGUUUGUGGUCAGUACCCUGUUAACCCUCGCUUUCCUUAUGUUGAGGUAGUUGAUCCCUCUUACACAGUGGUUGUCUCAGGCUGGGUCUAGAACGUUCUUGUACUCCCUGAGUUGGGAAGGGCUGGAGUUUUGUGAUUGUCCCACAGUGGAGAGUGGAAUCUGUAGACCAAGUUCCUGUUUCGGUUCUCUGACCGUCCUGGGGCACCCCGGGGAGGCAGCUGCUGUCUCCGGGAGCCUCGCCCUCUUUCUGGGCUCUCUCAUGGGUGCUGCUCCUUUGUGAGCUCUCUGCUUUGGUUGGUUGGUCUCAUCCGGAAAGCAAAUGUGAGGUUGUUCCCUCUUUAGCCAUGGCAGACGUAUUGUAAAAUGCUAUUUUAAAACAAACUAGUGCUUCCUCAUUGUUAGUUUGCAUGUGUACAACUGAGGCGCAUGUUGAAAACUAACUGACCUGGGACCUACCCCCAGGUUGACUUUGUAACUCAACCUGGCAGGAAGCUAGGGUUCUUCAUUUUUAAAAAACUGCUUCCCCAGGUGAAUCAACCAUACCGGGAGAAAGUGUUUUAAAUCUACUUCAUAAACUUAAAUGUAUUAUAUAUAUAUAUUUUUUAAAAUCACAUAUUUGUGUUGACAUCUAUUGUUUCCAUGGGAAGUUAAACACUUGUCAGUGUACUUACUAGUAUUGUGUAAAUAUUGUUUAAAAAUAAAAACUGUUUGAUCAUUCUUUUAAACAUAUCCAGUGUAAUCUAAAUGCACCCCUUAUUUAUAAAAAUUAACUAGUAAACUAGAGUUUUACUAUUUGAAAUUUUUAAAUUAUUUUUUUUCUCCCUUGGGUAUAUUUCUAUACUACUGUGAACAAAGGAAUUUUUUUCUUUUUUAAUAUAACAUUUUUAUUGAUUCUUUGUCAAUUUUAUACAUAUUUUGAUCAUAUUCACCCUUAUGUUCGUCCCCAACUCCUCUCAUAUCCAUCUCACCCCUCCUAAUAUUAUUUUGUCUUAUAACCCAAAGUUUACUUUGGUGCUGUCUAUAUGUUUGUGCAUGUCAGGCCAUCCAGUAGAGGUUGUUCAACCUACCAAUGGCCACACCCGUAAGGAAAAACAACGGCCCUUCUUCCAGAAGCCAUCUACAGUCCAUACACAGUUCCUCAGUUGGUAGGAGCUAUGAGCCCCUCUCUCCUCCACGCUGCACUGUUGACUAUCUCGAUCUUGUGCAGGCAGCCACAGCUGCUGCCAGCAUGUGCAUGGAGCCGUCCUGUCCUGUCCUGUCCUGUCCUGUCCUGUCCUGUCCUGUCCUGUCCUGUCCAGAAGACACUCCAUCAACCCUGUCCUCUCCAACCUCUGGCUCUUACAGUCUAUUCCUACCCUUCUUCCAUCAUGAUACUAGAGUCCUGGCAUGAAGAGAGUGUGAUAAAUGUGAUGAAGAUGUCCCACUCGUGGCCACCAGUCCAUCGACACUUAUUCUCUGUACUUGGCCAAUUGUUAACAUUCUGUAUUAACUGCCUUCCACUGCACAAUGAAACUUCUUAUGAGGUCUGAGAUCUGCAGAGACCUGGCUGGUUUGUUUAUUUGCUUGUUUAAUUUAAUUUUAUUUUUUUACUUAUUAACUUUACAUCCUGCUCACUGCCCCUUCCCAGUCACCUCCCUACAACAACCCUUCCCCCAACCCCUCCCCUCUCCUCUGAGCAGGUUGGGACGGGGAGCUCUGGGUAUCCCCCCAACCCUGGCACAUCAAGUCUCUGCGUCUAGGUGCUUCUUUUUCCACUGAUGCCAGACAAGUCAGCCCAGCUAGAAGAACAUAUCCCACAUACAGGCAACAGCUUUUGGGAUAUGUCAAGGACCAGGCUUAGCUUGGAGAGGGGUUCUCACAGAAGUGGGAGCAGUGCAAAGAAUGACUUGAAGUCAAAUCAUGGAUCCAAGCUGAUGACCUGUGUUCUGCUUGAUAUAGCUUUUCCAUUCUGCUUCUAUGUUCCGCUUUCUCUCUGUCUCAGAGAUUUCUGUGUCUAUAUUCUGCUUGCUUGUGAGUGUGUGUGUGUGUGUGUGUGUGUGUGUGUGUGUGCGUGCAUGCUUGUGUUUAUGUGUGCUUGUGUGUGCAUAUCUCCAAGCAGUUCUCUUUUUAUCCUAAAAAUUUCUCUGGAUAGGUCAUUUCCUGUGGAACAAAGGUCCAGUCUUUUAUUUUACCUAUCAAUCCUGUCCAAUCAUUUACUCAAGGUUUUCCUUUUGAUUAUGAAUCAGCAUCCCUUGACUUCAGCCCUUUGAAUUUUUUUUUUAUUUAAGGCAUUUUUUAUUAGAUAUUUUCUUCAUUUUCAUUUCAAAUGCUAUCCCCAAAGCCCCCUAUACCCUCCCCCCCACCCUGCUCCCCAACCCACCCACUCCUGCUUCCUGGCCCUGACAUUCCCCCAGCCCUUUGAUUCUUAGCAGACAGGAAGCACACAUUUUUUUUUCCUCAACAUUGCAAAAGAAUUCAGAGAUCUGUCUACCUUUGUUAAGCACAAACAAUAAGCUAGUUGGGUGGGACCCUGUCCUGAAAUUACCAUUUCCACCACAACUGGGCCUAGAUUUGCUGUGUCCCAGGCUGACCUUGAACUCAGGAAUCUGCCUUCAUUUGUACCUGCCUAUCUUUGUAUCUUUCUGACAAACUGACUCAUAAUAUUUGUUCCUUUAGAUUUGUGAGUGCCUUAUAAUUCAUAUUGCAUCCUUAUAUUUUUACAUAGUUGAGAAAUUCUAUAUAUUUUGAACCCAUGUUUUUAGAGAUCUCUCUACAUCCUUAAAGACUAUCCUGAAGGUCCCCUCGUUUACCAUUUUGCUGAGACAUAGCCACACCCUUGACUCCUGGACUUGUGCUGUUUUUCAUUAUUAUGGAGUUAUUAACGUUAACAGGGAAGACAUUCAUUGGAAGGAAGAGUCCUCCACUGCUAGUGGGUCCAGAAAAUAGGUACAUUUUUACACAAACAAGCUUACACCCACAGCAACCAUCAACACUUAUGGAUUCUCACACCAGGGCCUUGUCCUGCCUAGUUCCUAGGCAGGAACCAUGUCACUCUGUCCCCACCAGGGCCAUGCCAGGCUUGGCAGGGAUAGCCCUGCUCCAAUUGUUUGGGACCCAUAUGAAGACCAAGCUGCACAUGUGCUACAUAUGUGCUGGGAAGCCUAAGUCCAUUCCUAUAUGUUUUUGGUUGGUGGUUCAUUCUCUGAGAGCCCCAAGGGCCCAGAUUAGUUGACUUUGUUGGUCUUCCUGUAGAGUUCCUACCCCUUUGGGGCCCAGAAUUCUUCCUUCUGUUCUUCCAUUAGAGUUCCCCAAGCUCCAUCCACUGUUUCGACUAUAGGUGCUUGCAUCUGUCUGUGUCAGCUCAGAUAACAUGCUCCUGUCUGCAAGCAUAACAUGCCAUUAAUACUGUCAGGGAUUAGUGCUUGCCCAUGGGAUGGGUCUCAAGUUGGGUUGGCUAUUGGCUGGCCAUUCCCUUAGUCUCUGCUCCAUCCCUUGUCCUUUAUUUCUUGUAGACAGGCUAAAUUUUGAGUUGAAAGUUUUGUGGAUGUCUUGAUGGCUACAUUGGGGUUCCUGCUUGGCUACAGGAAGUGGCCUCUUCAGGUUCCAUAUCCCCAGCUAAGUGAUUUUACCAGUUUAUUUUUAUGCUUGCCAUUAUCAUUUAUCAUUUGCUUUUCAUCAGUAAAAUGUGUAAAUCUAUAACUUAAGUAUUAACUUAUUACCGAGCAAAUGUUUUUAACAAUUAUUAGUAUACAUUAGAAGAAAUAAUUAUUUGAAUAAUUAUUUUUUUGUAAUUACAGUUAUGUUAUUGGGAUGUUCUUGUUCCUAACUUGUUUAUUUACCCAACAUGUAAAUAUUAGUUCUGGUGAGAUAAGGAUAUCCAGUGUCAGUUACAUUCUUUUUUAAUUUAUUAUUUUUGAGCCCAGAAAGUAGAUGACUAUGAAUUCUAACAACUUUUUUAUAAUUGCUUUGAAAUUAGAGGGGAAAAACCAUACUAUUUGCAUUACAAUUAAUAAUGAUCUUUCAGCUAACAAUUUGAUUCUAUCUUCCUCUAGUCUGCUGCAAGCUGAGAACUGAAAGCACUUGCCUUUCUAAGGAGUUGCUACCUGGUCUUUAGGAUGGUUUACUUUUAAUACUAGCAUGGACAUUUCCUUUGCUAGUGCCCGAAGGCCUUGAACUCUAUCUAGAAGGCCUGCACUGUGACUGAGCCUUUGUCAUUGUGAAAGGGAAAGUGACACCCUUAGCAGCAGGAAGUGCAGAAAGAUCAGAGUUAAAUAUAGACAGUAAUAGACCUUUUCCUAUGUGUCCCAUUGGAGUAAAACCAGUGUAUGAACGGAGUGGACACACAGCACCUACAGAAAGUUCAUAAUUGAAGAUCAUGAAAAAUAAGGCUACCUAUGCAGUUGUGUGUGCUUAUGCUUUAGCAACAGAGGAGUCUGAAGGUCGGCGUAGACCACUUUGUGCCAACUGGGGAGGGAAAGGCACUGCUAUGGUGUAAGGAAAUAAUAGAAUAUAGUGUUAGUUCUUAAGACACUGUGUAGCUGCACAUUCUAACCAUAACAUCCAUGGGGCUAGGGAAGGCUAUUAGACCCACAUUAUUAAAUGCGUUCUGUUAAUUUUGUUUUCUUUAGUCAGUUGCACUGUCUGGGUUUGUUUGCUUUUUCAUUGGAUGGUCCAUCCCUGCAUUGUGCACAUUUAAUAACAGGUAUACAGAUGCUCAGCUCUGCUGAGAUUGUAGGGAUCACCUCCAGGCCAGGAGUAUCAGAGCCGGGUGUGGUGGCGCAAGCCUUUAAUCCCAGCACUCGGGAGGCAGAGGCAGGAGGAUUUCAAGGCCAGCCUGGUCUCCAAAGUGAGUUCCAGGACAGCCAGGGCUACACAGAGAAACCCUGUCUCAGAAAAAAAAAAAAAAAAAAAAAAAGAGUAUCAGUUCUUAUAAUGCCCCUAAGGCAUAGAUUGGGUAUGACUGCCCCAGUUAGAAAACAGAAACCUAGCUUUGCAACCAGUGUUAACAACUCACUUUAUACUGGUUUAAAAUAACUCUCCCUAUAGAUAUACAAUGUGCAUAUUUAUCAAUAUAUAAUGCUCUGAUAAGAGAUUUCUGAAAUAAAAUAUCCUCUUUCUUAAGUCUAGAAGCUUCCUGUGGGGAUUAAAGGUACAAGGUCCUGGUUCUCUGACUUUAGUUUCCAUUAUGUGGAGAGUGUUUAUCCAACUGCAGCCUCUCACAGGACCAGCUAGAGCUCCCCAGUGUCUGUCCUUGUGUCUGUGAGUAAAAGCAGCCUUGAUCCCUUGGGCUCUAUCCGUGGGCUAGGCCAUCGGCAUUCCUUCCUACCAAAAACUACAUGGUAAAAGAUCACAGCACACAGGCUCAUGUUAAAAUGUGAACUUUAAUUGUAAAAAUUUCUUUUGUAAAUAUAGUUAUUAUCAACCUCUGCACAUAACUUGGUUCAGAUAUAUACAGAUAUGAUAUACACAGGUGUUAACUUGUACCACAGAAAGAAUCAAUUCAAGAAACAUUUACACUUAGCCUUGGGGUUAAGCCCACCUUCCUUCAGGUCUGUAAAUAAUACUCCAUUGAGGACACAGAAAGGAUACAUCGGUUUGCAGUAGUACCCAGAGCAAAACUUACCAAUUAUCCUUCUGACUUUGUCAUGAGGUAAAGACUUGAAACAAAAAUAGAUUAGGGUUCUUUUAUUGCUAUAACUUUUAGACUGGGGUUGUUUCUCAAAAUAGGUUUUUACAUUUAAGGCAACAGGGACACUAUGUUUAAAAAAAAAAAAAAA